This is a messenger RNA of Rhizophagus irregularis DAOM 181602=DAOM 197198, 2307 nucleotides long. Lineage: Eukaryota; Fungi; Glomeromycota; Glomeromycetes; Glomerales; Glomeraceae. The record is from RefSeq and is a predicted model, not a curated record.
AAUUAAUUAAUUAUAGAUUUAAAUGUUUUACGACAUUUUGCGUGAAAUUCUUAUUUCAAAUUACAAAAGAACCCUGAAUAAAACUAACUAUAUAAAGGCACGUUUUUUAUUUAAUUUGAUCUUCUGCCUAUUUUUAAUUAUAAAUUUACAAGUUUUAUUAUUCUGUUAUUUAUUAUUCUGUUAUUUAUUAUUCUGUUAUUUUAUUAUUCUGUUAUUUUAUUAUUCUGUUAUUUUAUUAUUCUGUUAUUUUAUUAUUCUGUUAUUUUAUUAUUCUGUUAUUUUAUUAUUGUUGGUUGUACAUCUCCUGUACUUCCCAAAGAAGAUCGAUUCACAUAGUUGUAUUUAGGGGUUGAUAAUUGUUUAUUGCUGUUGUUGUCUAAUAGUUUUUUAUUUUUACUGAUAUUAUUUAUUAUUCAUUAUAAGAAAAUUUUUUUUAUAUGUUUUACUAGUCAUUUGUUCGGUUCUUGUUUCUGAAGUUUUUUUUUAUUAUUGAAAUUAUUGAAAUUCGAUUUUAUUCGUACUCACAUUCUCGACGGCUAAUCUUUCGUGCGAUCUCCCAUACGAUUUCCCAUUCCCCAUACGUUCUUCCCGCCGAUUUAAACAAAUUUUCUACUUUUUACUAACUUCUUUUUCCAUUGUUAUUAUUAUUAAUAACAAAAUGAGAGAGGAGACAUCUGAUCAUCAUUUAAUAAUUUUUACGAUUUUUUUUAUCGUAGUGCUUUAAAAAAAAAAAAAAAAUAUUCUAUUUUCUUCCUAGAAAAUCGUUCAUCAGAUUAGAAAUAUCUCACUGGUUGAAGGCCAAAGUCAAGAAUUUUUUUUUUUUUUAAAAGGUGGAAAAGGUUCUAAAAAAAAUUUCCUAUAUAUACAAUUUGAAAAAAAAAAUUCUUGCUAUGGAUUCCAAUUCCUUACAAAUCACUACCUUAAUAUUGUUUUCGAAGAGAAAAAAGGGUGAAAAUAUGAAUUAACUAUAUACAGUAUGUUAUUAUUAAAAUUACGAUGGUCCGUGCGUUAGACUAAAUAAUUUUCACCCCCACGUGCACGUCCGCACUGACCAAUUUGGCGCAGUCAUAUUAUUUUUUUCCUGAGAGCUUUUUUGUAUUAUUUUUUUUAGAUUCCGAAUGGAAAUUUCGAGUGUUUCAUUAUGUUAUUCUCAAAGCCAACCCCAUUUCAAUUAUAAAAUGUAUGAAUGUUCCCCACUACACUUUUUUUUAAAAAAAAGUAUUUAAAGUAUUUUUAAAAGGAAAUAAAGAUCUAUUAAAAAAAAAAUUGAUCAAAAAAGUACACCGUAAGAAAUAUAUAAACAAAAAAAAAAAACAGUAAUAUAUGUAUAUAUAUAAAAAAAGAUAUGUAUAAAAAUUAUUUAUAAUGAUUAUUCUUUCUUUGAAUGGAUUAAUAAUGUGUAUAAAUACGUUCGUUGUUUAAUUGACGGAGUGGUAUUGUGGUGGGUAUUAUAGUGUAGUGUAGUGGGGUUACUGAAUAUUUGACAUAUACUUUACGAAGGCUAAGAUGAUAUUCUGGAGUCUAGACGAAGGAAGAAUACUCUAAUUUAGAAGAGAGAAUUCUCCUAUUCUUUAUUCCGAAGGUUCGAACCAGAUGAGUAGGUUUUUAACGGGGAAUCUUUCUUUUCUCUUAAUUUUUAAAAAAAAGAUCCUGGACGAGUUUUACGAACCAGGAAAGUAAAGGACGCGCAAUAUAAUUAAAAAAAAAUUUUUUUUUUUUUUUUGUCAAUUAAACAACCAAAGAUAACUAAAUGUGUGAGUGAUUCUGAAAACAGUCCAAGAUUUUCCACAUGGAAUGUUGUAUGGUAAAUGAAUUUUAUUUCUCCUUUUGUCUGUCAUGUUGUUGAAUGGUGAGUGAAUUUUAAUUUCUCCUUUUGUCUGUUAUCUUUGGAACGUAAAUAUACACUAAAUCUAUAUGAUAACCAAAACUACGCGCAUUUGAAGGGUUGGCUUCUUGAAAAUUUUCGAUACUGGAUUUGAAAUUUUCGAUCUUGUGGAGAGGCUUUAGUACGAUCACGUAAUGGCACCGUAGUGCAGGUUGAAACGGCUCUAUUUUGAGUUCUAUAAACAGAUGGGUUUAACUAUGAACCAGAUAUUUUGUGAGUGCAAGUUACGUAGCAACCCAAAAAUUGUCAGACUUCUUAUAUAUAGAACCCGUUUAAUGAAGAAUAUAGAGUGAGUAUUAAUUUCGUAUGAAACUGCUAACAACUGUAGCAAUUCAUUUUUAAAGGAAAGAAUAAAGUUAAUUGGCGAAAAAUGUAUGAAAAAAAGGGAUUUAUCGGAUUUAUUAGAAAAAUGAAGUAUGAUU